Molecule: messenger RNA, 248 nt
Organism: Sphaeroforma arctica JP610
Lineage: Eukaryota; Ichthyosporea; Ichthyophonida
Exons: 1
Biological process (GO): protein phosphorylation
Molecular function (GO): ATP binding; protein kinase activity
Source: RefSeq, a predicted model, not a curated record
AUAUGAAACUGCGAGGUGUGUGCGGCACCCCCCUCUACAUCUCGCCGGAGAUGUAUGAGAACAAACCGUACGAUACCAAAGUGGACUUGUGGGCCAUGGGAGUGACCAUGAUGGUCCUCUUGGUGGGGGUGUACCCAUUCCGCGGCCCAAAUAUCGAGACCAUCUCCAAGGCCGUGCGUUCGCUAACACCGGACUACACCCGCGCCCCGUUGAAUCUUAUAUCGCCCGAUGGUCAGGUGUGUGGUUGA